ACAAAAUUUGUACAUGGAGAAAAUCCUAACAUAACAAAAAUUGAGUCACUCUUGGCGUAAAUUGAAAAGCAAAUGAAAACAAUUUUGACAACAGUAUGUCACAUACCGAACGACGCUUUCAUUAAAAUCAACCACUAAGUGACAGCUUAAAUUUAUGAAGUAAAGUAAAAUAAAACAAAAUAAUAAACAUUUAUAAGUUUAUAUACUGUAUUAUUGAAAUUGCAAUUUGCAAGAAACAAUCCAAGAAACAAAUUAAUCAAUAUUAUAGUUUAGCAUUAUCUAUAAAAUGACUGUCUUGUCCAACGAUCAAAGAGAACAUUUAAAUUUCUUGCGGGAUAAAUCUGCUGAAAUAUUGUUGGACUUUUGUAAAUUGGCUGUAGAAUACUUUAAUAGUGGGCCAAACAAAAAGAAGUAUUCUGCACUAGGAGGAAAACUCAAUACUACUCAUCUCACUGUACAAAAUAGUGUUGAAGCUUUGCUUUGUUUACUGGUCGAUUAUUGCAAAUCUUACGGUUCGGAAUCUGAUUUUAUUGAAAAUCUCCGAAAUUUUGGUUUUACAUCAGAACAAAUACCUAUUCUAUGCCAAUUAGUAUCAAGCAAAAGUCAAAUCAUAACAACUAUACUAACAAGAUUAAAUAACCUUAACUAUAGAUUUACAGAUCUAGAGUGGCGAUUGGAUAUGAAAGUCUCUUCGAGAAGUCUUUUAAAGCAAGUUACUCCCAUAAUUGUUAUAAGGAUACAUAUGGAUAAUGAGCCAAGAGGAGAAAAUAGAACUGUGCUAAAAAAGAACGUUGCUGAAGCUAGUCAUACAAAGAAACAAGUUAUUUUUCAAACAGAUCCCAACAAUCUUCGUCAAUUAAUAGACGUUCUGGAACAAGCUCUUUUAGUUUCUCGAACUAUAAAAGCUUAAAAAGUACAUAUAAUUAUUUUUAUCUAUAUUAUACUACUGUAAUAGUUAAACUUUUUCAAAUUUUAAAUUUAAAAUAUUUGCAAUUUUAUCUGGUAUAAAAUUACGAUUCGCAUUCAAGUUAUGCUUUAUUUUUAUGAUUUUCAUUUUCAAAAUAUACAAUAGAAUAAUAUUCUCCAGAUUUUACUUUGGAGUUAUCAACAUUUUGAUUCGAAUAAGAACGAUCGACAUAAAUUUUGUUGUA
Condylostylus longicornis is the source of this 1151-nucleotide messenger RNA. RefSeq names its product COMM domain-containing protein 2. Bases 287 to 910 code for a protein of 207 amino acids. Lineage: Eukaryota; Metazoa; Arthropoda; Insecta; Diptera; Dolichopodidae. The transcript has 4 exons. The record is from RefSeq and is a predicted model, not a curated record.